CAGCCAAGCACCGACAGCAUGGGUGACUUCGCAAACUUCGGCGGCACUGAUGAGGAGAAUGCUGAGAUCAGGCGUCUUAAUACGGACGUUGAAGCGGAUCCCGACAACUUCGAGAACUGGGAGAAACUGAUCCGGGCCUGCGAGGGUCUUGAGGGCGGCCUUAACCGCAACUCGAGCCCUCAGGCUUUGGCAACCCUACGCGACUCCUACGACCGUUUCCUUCUGAAGUUUCCGCUGCUGUUCGGCUACUGGAAGAAGUAUGCCGACCUCGAGUUCAACAUCUCCGGGCCCGAGUCGGCCGAAAUGGUCUAUGAGAGAGGUUGUGCCAGCAUUACCAACUCGGUCGAUUUGUGGACCGAGUACUGUUCCUUUAAGAUGGAAACCACUCACACUCCCCACCUUGUGAGAGAGCUCUUUGAGCGCGCCGCCUCACAUAUCGGCCUCGACUUCCUCUCGCACCCGUUCUGGGACAAGUAUUUGGAGUACGAAACUCGGCAGGAAGCACACGACAAGAUCUUUGCCAUUCUUAACCGCGUCAUUCAUAUCCCGAUGCACCAGUACGCGCGCUACUUUGAGCGCUUCCGGCAGCUGGCUCAUACGCGGCCUCUCCAGGAACUCGUCCCGGCCGACGCGCUGGCUCGAUAUCGAGCCGAGGUCGAGGCCGAAGCUAUCCAGUUUGGCAUUCAGAAGCCCGAGCUCGAGAUUGACCGCGACAUCCGGGCCAAAAUUGACGCCUCUUACUACCUGAUCUUCCAGCGCACCCAAGCCGAAACGAGCAAGCGAUGGACGUACGAGGCUGAAAUCAAACGGCCAUAUUUCCACGUGACCGAGCUUGAGCACCACCAGUUGGUUAAUUGGCGCAAGUACCUUGAUUUCGAGGAGGAGGAGGGCAACUACCAGCGGAUCGUCUUCCUGUACGAGAGGUGCCUGGUCACGUGUGCGCUGUACGAAGAGUUCUGGCUCCGGUACGCUCGGUGGAUGUCGGCGCAGGAGAACAAGGAGGAGGAGGUCCGGAACAUUUACCUGCGUGCGGCCACGCUGUUUGUCCCGGUCAGCAGACCGGGCGUGCGCCUUCAGUUUGCCUAUUUUGAGGAGAUGUGCGGCCGAAUCGAUGUCGCUCGGGACAUCCACGCGGCAAUCCUCAUGAAGCUGCCGGACUGUGUCGAGGCGAUCGUGUCGUGGGCCAACAUGCAGCGGCGGCAGAGCGGUCUCGACGCGGCAAUCGAGGUGUAUAAGGCGCAAAUCGACUCGCCCGUUGUGGACAUAUACACCAAGGCCGCAUUAGUUACGGAGUGGGCGUUACUGUUGUGGAAGGUGAAGGGCUCCGUUGAUGAAGCCCGCGUCGCCUUUGCCAAGAACGUGGAGUGGUACGCCGACAGCCGCCACUUCUGGCAGAAGUGGCUCGAGUUUGAGCUGGAGCAGCCGACCAAUGCCGAACUCGAGGGGCAGCAUGCUGAGCGGGUGAAGAACGUCUUUGCCGAGAUGCGGUUGAAGAGCCGUCUCUCCCCAGGCAUCAAGCAGGAGUUAGGCCGGGUGUAUCUGAAUUACCUGCAGCAACGCGGGGGCAAGCAGGCAAUGAAGGAGUUCUUGCUCAUCGACCGAGAGCUAUUUGGUCCCCAGUCGGUUUCUCCCAUCACCAAGGCCAAGCAAGCCAAGGAGGAUGCUGGCCUCGCAGGACUGGACGAAGCCACCCGUCUGAAGGCGGAACGGCGGUUCUACAACUAUUACGAGUUGCACACGGACCCGGACGCGAAUGCCCAGGGACCAGCUAGCUUUGACUAAUGGAUUUUUGGGGAUGCCUCCACCCCAUUUCAGUAACAUGUUAACGGCAGCUAUGGUUCGGUGAGCGUCUGGUGGGAUUCUGAGUGUCAUCAUGCGAACGACGCAGCAUAUCAAGUUCGUUGGUGAAGAAAAGGCGCACGCCGUUUUUGUGCCGGAAUUGGGGGAGG
This is a messenger RNA of Parathielavia appendiculata, 1949 nucleotides long. RefSeq lists its product as uncharacterized. Gene Ontology annotation, molecular function: pre-mRNA 5'-splice site binding; protein binding. The record is from RefSeq and is a predicted model, not a curated record. The transcript is spliced from 5 exons. The coding region runs from base 19 to 1782 and encodes 587 amino acids. Lineage: Eukaryota; Fungi; Ascomycota; Sordariomycetes; Sordariales; Chaetomiaceae. Gene Ontology annotation, cellular component: commitment complex; U2-type prespliceosome; U1 snRNP. Gene Ontology annotation, biological process: RNA processing; mRNA 5'-splice site recognition.